AUGAUGGUUAUAUCGGGGCUGUCCGGGCUUAUAGCGGGGGCGUGCAGCAUGGCUAUUGGCGAGUACAUUUCGGUAUACGGGCAACGCGACUCGGAGGAGGCGGAUCUAAAAAGAGAGCGGGAAGAAUUUGAGAAGGGCCCCGAAGCGGUGGCGCGGGAGUUGCGCGAGCUGACGCAGAUCUACGUGUCGCGCGGUGUGCCGCACGAUCUGGCGCGACAGGUGGCGGAGGCGCUGCAUGAGAGCGAUCCGAUAAGAGCACACGCGAGGGAGGAAUUGGGCAUCGACUUGGAUGACUUGUCGGAUCCGGGGCAGGCGGCAGUGGUUUCGGCUAUCUCCUUCUUUCUGGGGGGGAUUCUUCCCCUCCUCUCAGGCUGCUUCAUUACAGAUUACAAGGCGCGCAUCACUGUACUCGUCGGCCUAUCCACCACGCUCUUUGUCUUUUUGGGCGCGAUCGGCGCGUGGCUGGGCGGCGCACCUCAGGCCCGGGCGGCACUGAGGACGACUGUGGGUGGCUGGCUGGCCAUGGCAAUCACCUACUCAGUUGUGUGGGCUUUCGGUGCUUCAGAUCUGCUGGCGGCAGGAGUGAGGGGUGGUCUUUUCAACUUGAUCCAGAGAGUCCAUGUAUGGGCGUGGUGUGUGGGCGUGGUGUAUGUGCGUGGUGUAUGGGCGUGGUGUGUGGGCGUGGUGUAUGGGCGUGGUGUGUGGGCGUGGUGUAUGGGCGUGGUGUGUGGGCGUGGUGUAUGGGCGUGGUGUGUGGGCGUGGUGUAUGGGCGUGGUGUGUGGGCGUGGUGUAUGGGCGUGGUGUGUGGGCGUGGUGUAUGGGCGUGGUGUGUGGGCGUGGUGUAUGGGCGUGGUGUGUGGGCGUGGUGUGUGGGCGUGGUGUAUGGGCGUGGUGUGUGGGCGUGGUGUAUGGGCGUGGUGUGUGGGCGUGGUGUAUGGGCGUGGUGUAUGGGCGUGGUGUGUGGGCGUGGUGUGUGGGCGUUGUGUGUGGGCGUGGUGUGCGGGCGUUGGGGAGUGCAUGGGUUCACAUAG
Messenger RNA from Closterium sp. NIES-65, 1032 nucleotides. The record is from the annotation of a GenBank genome assembly. NCBI's taxonomy places the organism in Eukaryota, Viridiplantae, Streptophyta, Zygnematophyceae, Desmidiales, Closteriaceae.